UUUCAAGUUUUGUUUUUAUUCAACUAUAGGUAUAGGAUUUCUAUAAAAAUUUGUAAAAUAUUACAAGGAAAAAUACAAAUAUAUAGUUUUUUAAGCCAAAAUUUAACAAACUUCAACGAUAAAUUGCCUAAAUUUCCGCUAAUAACAUACCCGCUAAAUUUAUAACAAAAUCGCCGAUUUAAAACAAAACAUAAUAAAAUUGUCAACACAGUUUAUCAUCUAUAUUUAUUACCUUUGCAUAAAUUUUCGUACAAAUUUAGACUUGUGUGGAAUUUCAUUUUAUCAAAAUGAUUAUCUCACGUUUCGCCCAAUUAAAAGCUGCUGCAAAUGCUACAAAUUUUUCAACAAUGAGACAACUAGGUGGUCGUACCAUUAGCGAAAUACAAAGACGUAAUGCGACACAUUUUCGUAGUGGUGCCUUGAAGCCUAAACCCGAGGAAAUGCCCUUUGGCAUGAUGGGUGUAGUGUGUGCUGUUGUACCUGGUCUUUUUAUUGGAGCAGCCAUUAGUAAAAGUGUAGCAAAUUUCCUAGAAGAAAAUGAUUUGUUUGUGCCCGAAGAUGACGAUGAUGAUGAAGAUUAAAUGACUAAUAUGGUUGUGGACGAGACCCAUACACAUCAUAUGCACAGCGUUAAUUGUCAAGACAAUAGCACAAAAUUAUUAUUACUGGAGCACAACACUAGUCAUAUUGUUAUAUAGUGAAUCUUAAGGCGAAGUUGUAAAGAAAAAAAUCAAAAAAUCAUACAAGGUUAUGUUGAUGAUGGUAAUAUUUUUUUUAUAAAUAGACUACUAUUUAAAGUAUUUAAACAAUCCUUGACUAAAUUUGAAUUUUUUUAAUAAUAUCCUAAAAAUGCAUAUAAACAAAUACCUAUAAUCUCAAA
This is a messenger RNA of Lucilia sericata (common green bottle fly), 880 nucleotides long. It is a transcript of the gene EMRE, whose product is annotated as essential MCU regulator, mitochondrial. The transcript has 2 exons. Gene Ontology annotation, cellular component: mitochondrial inner membrane; uniplex complex. NCBI's taxonomy places the organism in Eukaryota, Metazoa, Arthropoda, Insecta, Diptera, Calliphoridae. Bases 288 to 581 code for a protein of 97 amino acids. Gene Ontology annotation, biological process: calcium import into the mitochondrion; mitochondrial calcium ion homeostasis. The record is from RefSeq and is a predicted model, not a curated record.